Capsaspora owczarzaki ATCC 30864 is the source of this 789-nucleotide messenger RNA. RefSeq lists its product as hypothetical. The record is from RefSeq and is a predicted model, not a curated record. The transcript has a single exon. Gene Ontology annotation, molecular function: zinc ion binding; DNA-binding transcription factor activity, RNA polymerase II-specific. Lineage: Eukaryota; Filasterea; Ministeriida; Capsasporidae. Gene Ontology annotation, biological process: regulation of DNA-templated transcription. The annotation marks the transcript as partial.
AUGUCAAGCGUCUCGGCUGCUGCGUUGGUUGCGCCGGCAAUGGCACGGGGCGCGGCGGCGGUGGACGACGCAGAGCGCUUCUCGUCGUCAAUGGGCAAUGGUUCUGCUGCUGCUGAUCACCUGCAACUGCUGCACGAUUCGCCCGAGGAAGACGACCCAAACCAGCAGCAGCGCCGCCCGAGGCGCAAGAACGUUGCCAUCUCGUGCUCGCGAUGCAGAGACGGGCACAAGGCGUGCUCCAUGGAGCGACCCUGCACCCGAUGCAUCCGGCUCGGCUACACGGACUGCAAGGACGCCGUGUUGGUCAAGCCGCACAACGCGUCGUCCAAGCCACCCGUCACGGGCAGCGCGGGGGGUCUGGGCGCUGGUGUGAGUGCCGCACGCGGACUGUCCAACGCAGGCAGUGGCGGCAGCGGGGAUGCAGCUGGGAAGCACGCACGGCCGUCCAACCGGGGCUUGGGUGUCGACCAAGCCAAGCGCCAUUCAAGCUCUGGCAGCUCUGCCUCCGCCUCAGCCACGCCUGCCGCACUUCCAUACCCAGAAAUCCAAGCACGACUGCGCGAGUUGCAGGCGAUGGGAGCCAACGUGCGCUUGCGAGCCGUCUCGGUUGCGCGCGACGGUCCCGGAAGCGAUGUGAUGCUCAUGCUGGAGGACGACACCGCGCCUGUGCCCCCAGGCGCAAGUGCAGCCUUUGCAGCAUUGUCAAACACGGCCGCCGCGAGCAUCCCAUCCUUGCCGCUGCAAGAUUUGCUCGAGCACGCCACCAGUUCAAUGACGAUCGGAACAGCC